CGAAAAAUAAUAUGCAUAGUUAUUGUACUUUCUAGUGGCCAGAGAUUUUUGCUUAAAAAAUUUUGGAAAUAUCAAAAAAUAUUAAAAUUCGUUCAUAAAUGCAGUAAUUUGAAAAAUAACACCUUGAUCGGAAAGUAUCCCUAUCACAUCCCUAGCAACACCGAUAUCCUCGGAGUUGGUUAUCAUGCAAAUAGUGGACUAAUGUUGACUACAGUUGGAAGAAUUCGUCCAGGAGUUCCAUCAACCCUUAAUGCUUUCUGUGUGGCGGAUUACGAAAAAGGAAGUAGUCCUCAUAUUUGGGGAUUUCCUGACUAUAAUAAGAAUACAUUGAAGGCAUAUUAUUACGAUGACAAUAGUGCUUACUAUGCUCGGAAUUUAAGCAGGAAGGAAGGAGGCUAUUCUCCAGGAUAUUACUACUCUUACAGUGAUUACGAUUUUUCUAUAAUUUCGGUAUAUCAUCCAAAUGUUGAUGAUCAGUGCAAUCGUCUUUAUGUUGUGGAUACUGGUGUGCUUUCUUAUGGAGUCAGUGAGCUUUACAAUGUUCAAAAUCCUGCAAUAAUUGUUUUUGAUUUACCUUCAAAUGGAUGUCAAACGAGACAUUUUCCAGUGAUUCGGCGGAUAGAGAUUCCCAUAAGCUUUUGGAAAAAUCCUGUUGGAUUUGUAUUCAUCGCAAUCGACCAUCAAGCAAAGAAAUCCUGCGAUGAUGUCUUCUUGUACAUCACGAAUACAUUCGACAGCAGCUUAACUGUCUACGACUAUAAGAAAGGAAGUUUUUGGACAUUUUCCAGCCCUUCAAUGGGACCUAUCAUUGCUGAAUCUAAAAUGGUUUUUAACAAUUACUUCCAUUAUGAAUUCAUACUUGGAAUUAUGAAUGUGGCUCUCGGAUGGCAAGAUAAGAAGGGAAAUAGAAACGCAUAUUUCGCGCCUGGAGCUGGUUUUGCAGAAAAUGUCGUUUCUACUAAAGUCCUAAAAACCUCCCCGAAAACUUCUUUUAAGUACAACUUCGAGGAUUUUCUCCAAAUUGGAUAUCGAGGAUGCAAAUCGCAAACUUUUAAGCAAACAUUUGACCUUUCAACUGGCGUCAUCUUCUUUGCAGAAAUGCAGUCAAAACAAGUGCAAUGCUGGAACACCAAUUUACCAUUAAAUCCUGAUACGAUUGGUGUUGUUUAUGAAUCAGAGGCAUUAGCCUUCGUUUCUGAGAUAUUUGUAGAUUUUGAUGGAUAUCUCUGGUUCCAUUCCUGCCACCUUCCACUCACAUUCCUCAGUGAUAUUGCUCUAGAUAUGACUAAUUUUACACCAACAACGUUCCGGAUAACAGUUUCUGAAGCCAUUAAGGGGACAGUAUGCGAUUUGUAUUAUUAA
Molecule: messenger RNA, 1362 nt
Organism: Phlebotomus papatasi
Lineage: Eukaryota; Metazoa; Arthropoda; Insecta; Diptera; Psychodidae
Product: L-dopachrome tautomerase yellow-f-like
Exons: 2
Cellular component (GO): extracellular region
Source: RefSeq, a predicted model, not a curated record